UUGAUUGAAAGAAAAACCAAACGAAAUGUAUUCAAAAAUAUUGUUCUUGAAUUGUAUGGCAGCAUCAUUGAUGAUAAUGGCCAUUCAUUGUGAUGUAACAUCUGUACCGAAUGCAUUUAAACCUUUGGAUGUAAAUGAUCCUGAGUUGAAUAAUGCAUUGAAAAAAGUGGAACCACAAAUGAAUGAAAAAAUGAAUUCAACUCAUCUUUAUCGAAUUGAAGAAAUUGAUGCUGCUCAAAAAGAAUCACUUGACGGUAUUACAUAUAAAGUUUUGUUUUCAUACGGUGAAACUGAAUGUAACAAAACUGAUAUCGAUCGUAUUGAUUCCUGUAAAUUUAUUGAUCAUUAUGUACAUUGUGGUGCUGAUAUUCAACAAAAACCAAAUGAUAAAUGGAAAUUGGUCGAAUUUUUUUGUCUGUAAAAUCAAUGUGAUUUUUUUUCAUAUUAUAAUUUCAACAAA
This is a messenger RNA of Dermatophagoides pteronyssinus (European house dust mite), 460 nucleotides long. RefSeq names its product kininogen-2-like. Gene Ontology annotation, molecular function: cysteine-type endopeptidase inhibitor activity. Lineage: Eukaryota; Metazoa; Arthropoda; Arachnida; Sarcoptiformes; Pyroglyphidae. Gene Ontology annotation, cellular component: vesicle; cytoplasm. The record is from RefSeq and is a predicted model, not a curated record.